UACUGCAUAAGGUGGAGCUUGGCUGCUGCUGCCUCCUCCUCCUCCCCAAGACCAUUUUGAUAAGAAAUCUACCAUCUGGUAUUUCACACAAGGCUCUGUGUAUUUUGUGAGGAGUCAGAGAAACAGGAAUCGAGUCAUCCACAUCCUGCUUCUCAUUAAGAUUUAAGGAGAGGCUCCAAGGAUAAUCCCUUUAAGAAGCAGCAUCAGCGAUGGAUGGAGAGCAGGGAGCCUCCUGAUUGACUCCAGCCUCCUCCCUUCCCUGCUACUCACUGUCUAUGUGCACAGGCUGCUCGCAGACACACAAUGGCCAAACAAUAUGAUGUUCUAUUCAGAUUACUUCUCAUUGGGGACUCUGGGGUUGGAAAAACAUGUUUGCUCUGCAGAUUCACAGACAACGAAUUCCAUCCUUCCCAUAUCUCAACAAUAGGAGUUGAUUUUAAAAUGAAGACCAUAGAUGUUGAUGGCAUCAAAGUGCGGAUACAAAUCUGGGACACGGCUGGCCAGGAGAGAUACCAGACAAUAACGAAACAGUACUAUAGAAGAGCACAGGGUAUAUUUUUAGUAUAUGAUAUUACAAGCGAGCGUUCCUACCAGCAUAUAAUGAAGUGGGCCAGUGACGUAGAUGAGUAUGCACCUGAUGGCGUCCAGAAGAUAUUAAUUGGAAACAAAGCUGAUGAAGAACAAAAAAGGCAGGUCGGGAAGCACCAAGGAAUGAAGCUUGCAGAGGAAUAUGGCAUGGACUUCUACGAAACAAGUGCCUGCACCAACUAUAAUAUAAAGGAGUCCUUCACUCGACUGACAGAGUUGGUCCUAAUGGCUCAUAAGAAGGAAUUAGAUGGCUUACGUAUUGCAUCUAACGAUGAACUGAAUCUAGCUGAGCUUGAAGAGGAUGGCCGCAAAGCUGAUGGAACAGCAACUUCCAAGUCAUGUUGGUGCUAGGUGUUCUCUCCUGGAAAUAGAUACAGAGGGAAGAUUCAACAGAAAUGGAGCAUCUGAAAUGUUCUAUUCUGAAAGUGCCGUGGGUCUUGACUGAUGUUGAAGGCCCCAGUUUUGACUAAAGAUUUUUUUUUUGUUGGCAAAUGUAGUUAAAAAAAAAAACAUAUGAAAAUCGUCCAGUUUGAAAAAUAGAUGCAUAGUUGACAACAUUUUCAUGAAAUUUGCAGAGAUCCUAAAGGGUACAUGCUUCUAAGAGAAUUGUGUCAUACGUCUUCUAAAUGAAUCAGUAACACCUACUGUAAAGACACUAUAAAAAGUAUUUCCUAAGAGAAAUAUUCUAAAUAUUGUGCAUGCUUUUAUCAACAAAAAACUACUUUCUAGCAGGAAAAACAAAAUUGUACCUUCAGUAGGAAAGGACUAAACCAUUUAAAGGGAACCUGUCAGAUUUAAAGGGGUUGUCAGACAAUCUGUUAAAGUAAAUACUUGCACUUGUGUAAAUGCUUGAUAUACCUGCUCCCCAUGUGGGUUUAUAUAAAACGAAUAAUGUAUCUUUAGGGCCCUUUGUGCUGUCUCUCUCAGGCAAAGAAUGUAGUCCACUUCCUCAUCUGUGCCUGCUCAAUUACUACAAUUACCAUAAAGCAUUUCACCCUUACAGUCUCCCAGCCAUGUGCUGAAAUUCCCUAUCUCCCAUCCAGCUCAUGCACCUUGCACCUCUGUCACCAUCUAACAGCUUUCUGAAGAAUAUUAUAAAAAAAAGCUUACUGCAGUAUAUUUCAAAGGUGCAUAACAUUUCAUAUGCAAUUGAUUUAGACAUAUUUUUUUUUUUGCCAGACUACCCCUUUAAAAUGCAGUCCAAACUGCAUUUAGCAUGUUAUAGAGCAACAAAGAUGAGUAAGUUCUUAAAGGGGGACAUUUAUCAAAGCAUUUAGUAGUUUUUUUUUUUGCUUAAAAUUGUCGCAAAUAAAGUUGCACGUGCGACUACGCUAUUUUGCAUGUUCAGUGUCCUAAGCAAAAAAUAAAAAUCUUGCUUGCCAAAGCAAAAAGUGAUUUUUGACUUGCAGUGGUCAGAGAUUUAGCAAGUGCAAAAGUAGCAAAAAAGUCACAUUACAUGAAAAAACAUACUAAAUUUACUCCAGCUCAGACAUGGAGCAGAAAAAGCCACUGCCAAAGCAAAAAAAGAAAAAUUGCUUAAGUGAAAGAAAUUAAUCAACAGGCUGAAAGCAGUUGAUAAAUUAGUCGCACAUAAGCAAAUAAAAAAAUAGUAAGAAAAAAAUAACUAAUAAAAGGAAUACAUAAGCAAACAUUUAUAAAUGUCCCCCAUAUAGAUUAGUUUUUUCUAUGGGAAAAGUUCUAGUACAACUUUUAUUCAAGUAAAUCUCUCAUCAUUUUGGGCUAAGUGGUCAAGUGGGCGGUCCUACUCUGUGACUGACAGCAUUCUCUGUAUGCAUACAGAGAUAGUUGUCAUUCACUGACAGGACCACCCACUGGGCUGUUUUGCCCUGAAAAAGCAUUAAUUUCAGCUAAUAAAUUCAAGAUUAUACCAAAUCUUUUCCCAGAAAAUGUUAUACCAAUCUGCUCAGCUCCUCCUCUAUAACAUGAUGCUAUCUGGAGAUUCAUUUUCAACAUGUCAGGUUGCCUUUUCACUGUUUGUUCCUUUCCUACUGGAGGUACAAUUUAGUUUUUCCCAAUUAAAGAAAAUAGACUAGAAAAAAAGAAUCUGAUUUGUCUCCCUGACAAUGCAUCACUCCUGUCCAUGGGAUGCCCCUGGUAUUGUAAAUAAAUAAAACAAUUUAGAUCCUUACUUUAAAACUUUACAAUCCAUUUGAAGAUAAAAGGUUGUCUUAAAGGGGUACUCCGCUGCUCAGCGUUUGGAACAAACUGUUCCGAACGCUGGAGCCGGCACCG
This is a messenger RNA of Hyla sarda, 2841 nucleotides long. RefSeq names its product RAB15, member RAS oncogene family (gene RAB15). The transcript has 7 exons. Bases 304 to 939 code for a protein of 211 amino acids. Gene Ontology annotation, biological process: Rab protein signal transduction. Lineage: Eukaryota; Metazoa; Chordata; Amphibia; Anura; Hylidae. The record is from RefSeq and is a predicted model, not a curated record. Gene Ontology annotation, molecular function: GTP binding; GTPase activity.